Messenger RNA from Daldinia childiae, 1092 nucleotides. Its product is annotated as Peroxisomal membrane protein PER10. Bases 1 to 1092 code for a protein of 363 amino acids. Gene Ontology annotation, molecular function: signaling receptor binding. Lineage: Eukaryota; Fungi; Ascomycota; Sordariomycetes; Xylariales; Hypoxylaceae. The transcript has 3 exons. Gene Ontology annotation, cellular component: peroxisomal membrane; peroxisomal importomer complex. The record is from RefSeq and is a predicted model, not a curated record. Gene Ontology annotation, biological process: protein import into peroxisome matrix, docking.
AUGGCAAUCCGGGAGGACGUCGUGGCCUCUGCGGUCAAUUUCUUACAAGAUCCUAACGUGGUUUCUUCCCCCAUCGAGAACAAGCUAUCUUUCUUGCGAUCAAAGAAUUUAACGCAAGAGGAAAUCGAUAUCGCUUUCGCAAGGAGCGGUUCAUCGAUAGUUCCUGUUCCCGCUUCAUCCUCACCAUCACCAUCGCCAUCACCAGCGCCCUCCGCUCCCGCCCAAAGCCAGCCAUACUAUGGCCAAUACCAGACGCAGCCUUACGGAUGGCAAGCGCCACCAGAUGUCCCUAAGAGAGAUUGGCGAGAUUGGUUUAUUAUGGCCACUGUGGUGGGCGGAGUUAGUUACGGAUUAUAUACUGUUUCCAAGCGUUACCUUUACCCCCUAGUCUCGCCUCCGACACCGGAGAAAUUAGAACAAGAUAAGUCGAUGGUGGACGAACAAUUCGAGAAGGCCUUCGCGACGCUCGAACAACUAUCGAAGGACACAGAGGAGCUAAAGGCCUCAGAAAGAGAGCGCACUGAUAAGCUCGACAAGGUGCUAGAUGAGUUAGACAUAUUCAUGCGAGACACGAAAUCUGCUAGCCGACGACACGAAGACGAGACGGACCGACUACGCGAGGAAAUGAAGGCCUUAAAGGGGAUCAUCCCCAGUUCUAUGACUGCGAAUAAGGAAUUCACAGACAACCGAUUAAAGGAGAUCACCACCGAAGUCAGGAGUCUGAAGUCUCUCAUCAGCCAGCGAAUGAGUAAUUCCAGCAGCACUAGCCCGGCCCCGCCCUCUGUCAACACAAACGGCUUCCUUAAGCCGACUGUCAACACCGUUGCGCCCCCUACUGCUAGCGGUGCCUCGAGCCCUGGUGUUGAUAUGCUAGCAAAGGAUCUCAGCAACGCGAAGCAGGCAGUACGAGACGAGAACUCGCCUCAGAGUAACGGCACUAGGCAGGACUUCUUCUCGACGCGAACGUCUCCCUUCGCAAGCGGAAUGCCUCCUACAAAGGCAUCGAUUCCCGCGUGGCAGCUAGCAGCGAGCAAGUCGGACGCCGCUGCGAGCGGUUCGCAGAACGAAGCUGGACCUAGCACUAGCUCUUAA